CCCCCGGCGUGUACUCGUUGCCAUACACAUAACGACGUGAAUAACGUAUGUUACGUCAACGUAACAUUGCUCCCCAGAUUCUCUGGGCGGAUUACUGGAAAUCCCAGGGUAGAAAAUUCUGCGACUUCUGCAAGUGCUGGAUUGCCGACAACAAACCGAGUAUUCAGUUUCACGAGGGUGGCAAGAAGCACAAGGAGAACGUCACCAAGAGGCUCAAGGAAAUCCAUAAGAACAGCGCAAAACAGGCGAAGCAGACCAGGAAAUUUGAGAAUGAUCUCAAAAACAUGGAGAACGCGGCGAUGGCAGCUUACCUCAAGGACGUCGAGGGUAACAUGGCAGAUCUGACAGCACAACAGAUUAUCCGAGAUAAGAGGGAUCGGACUGAAGCCCUCGCGGUGGAGGAUAACCCGAAUCAGAUGCCGGCGGCCUCUCCAGACACAAAUCCCCGUCACAAGAGGCCACAAGGGCUUCCAGCGGAUAUCGAUUACUGCGACCCGACGACAUUCCAUCGGGCCAGGGCUCAGGCGCGCACAUCGAAUCCUUCUUCGAGUGGUAAUUCAAGUGAGAACAAGACCCAGGGGAAGACGAAAACCAGCAGGGAGAAACGCAAAGGCAAGAGGGAGUCUGAGGGGGAUAAAUCCAACAGGCAUCUUGUUCCGAAACUUUGGUACGAGGCGCACAGUCCCGAAGGAUUCACCUACUACUGGCACACGGAGACCAAUGAAACCACGUGGGAGCCGCCUGAGGAGGGUUUCAUGACGAUUGGAGAGCAGGAGGAAGAGGCGAGAGAGCAGGCACUCCAGGAGGAGCUGUUGGGGCAAUUGAAGGAAGAGGAGACCAAAGCUAGGGCUGAGGUGAUUGAGGAACAGAGGGCGAACGCCGAACGAGAGCGGUUGAAGGAGCUGAGGAAACAACCGAGGAAGAGCGAGGACGAGGGGACAGAAGGUCCCACUGAAGAGAUCCCUUACAGGAGAGACUACAGUGUUCCUGAUAAAGUCGAUCCCUAUGGACCCUGGCAGACUGUCGAAGUCCUUCCGAAGAAAAAAAUUGACCUGCAGUUGCCGCAGAAGAGGGAGGUGUUCCAGGUGCCGAAGCCCCAGGAACCUGAGCCCUUCCUACCCCAGAGGACUUUCAAAGAAAAAAUUGUGACUCAAGUGAGAACUGGAGACAGCGACGACGAGAGCUCCGGUGUCUCUUUCAAAAAAAGAAAAUUUGGCAAUCGAAGUGUGCGAAAACGAUUGGAUGACGACUGAAUCUAUUAUAAUAUUAAAUAUAAAUUUCAAUUUUAUUCACAUGCCAUGUAAAAUUGUGGUAAUAAAACUGCAUUUACUCGGAGUUUUAUCCGAACAUUUUUA
Molecule: messenger RNA, 1355 nt
Organism: Fopius arisanus
Lineage: Eukaryota; Metazoa; Arthropoda; Insecta; Hymenoptera; Braconidae
Product: WW domain-binding protein 4
Exons: 7
Coding region: 48-1253 (401 amino acids)
Biological process (GO): mRNA splicing, via spliceosome
Cellular component (GO): nucleus; precatalytic spliceosome
Molecular function (GO): zinc ion binding; protein binding; RNA binding
Source: RefSeq, a predicted model, not a curated record